Molecule: messenger RNA, 1443 nt
Organism: Helianthus annuus (common sunflower)
Lineage: Eukaryota; Viridiplantae; Streptophyta; Magnoliopsida; Asterales; Asteraceae
Product: proline-rich extensin-like protein EPR1
Exons: 3
Coding region: 1-1443 (480 amino acids)
Source: RefSeq, a predicted model, not a curated record
AUGCCAUCAUCUUCAGAUACUGGAGUAUCGGACACCUUGGAUCCCAUAGUGAUCAUGUCGGACGACGAGAUCCCAUCAGAGAGUGAGCCGUUUGCUCUUCCCGAUUUUGGAGAUGAUAUUCCUAUCGCUGAUGGCCCUUUCGGUGGGUACCUACCUCCUCUUCAGGUCCCUGCUCCUCUACCGCUUGCCGCAGUUCCUCUCGAGGAUCUGCCUCUUGAUGAGUUCGUCGAUGAUGACAACUUGUUCCUAGAGGGUCCCCCAGAGGGUGACCAAGAUGGAGUGGCCCUCAUGGAUGCCGAUGUCCCUUUUGCUGAUGAACCUGUUGUCGAUCCUGUCGUUCCCUUGGCUGAGAUUCCUGCUGAUGUGCCCAUUGCUGAUCCUGUCAUUCCAGUCGAGGCUCCCAUCGAGGAGGCUCCUUUUGAUCUGUUUGUUGCUCACUCAUUCGAGUCUGUAGCGUCUGCUUCACCGCACGCCCAGGGCGUACAGCUCUAUUCCUCUGAUUCCGACUCGGACAUGGCGAUGUCUGUCGCACCUCUCGUUUUCCUCGAUGUUGACCCAGAGCCAGAGGUCAAGUUUUUGCCUGAUGAGCCUGCUCCUGUUGGUCCGGAGCUAGUCGUUGCUCAUGACCCCAUUGAAGCCCCAGUUGUUGCACAUUUACCAGACCCUUUGCCUGAGCCUGGUCAUGUCGAUAUGCCAGACACAGCACCACCUGUCAUUGUUGUGCCCGUCGAGUUACCACCGAUUCCUGAUGCUCCUGUUAUUGAUGCACCCAUUGUUGCACCAGUAGUACCUGUUACAGCCCCUGUGCAUGUUGACCAUGCACCGUUUGCUCCUCACAUUGAUCCUCAUUAUGCUGACACCCCACCUGUUUCCGCACCUACUGAGAUUCCAUUGUUCCACCCACACACCACUGACGUCCAUCGCACUGAUAUUCCCAUCACAUUCCUCCAGGACAUACCGCCACCUCGUCCUGGAGAGGGUUCAUCGAGGCAGCCACCUGCUUUCAUUUCUCCUGUGUCAUCAUCUUUUCCGUUCCUGUCACAGUUUCCUCAUGUUGCACCACCUGCUACACCGUCGGGUGAGCCGUUUUUGUGGACUGCACCCCAUGUUAUGCCAUUAUCUGACCCGUACCACCCAUUUCAUGUGGGGUACACUACAGAGGAUAUACUCGCGUCGCUGCAGCUACAGCAGGAUGCACUGAGUCGUCGUAUUCAGGAGUUAGAGAGAGCUCCACGUCUACCUUGUCACUGUCAGACCCCCUUUGCAGCACCACACACUCCCCGUACGCUUUCCCCUGAUUCGGAUGUUCGUUUCCUUACAUCUGAGCAGCAGAUUGCCUAUUUGUUGCGUGUCUGUCAUGCACUUGAGGAGGACUGGAUGCACAUGCGCCGCUUGCUUUUCUCUCGUUUUCCUCCUCCUCCUCCUCCACCGCCAUCAGCAUAG